UUGUGGUCGCUCUUCUCCGGGACGUUAGAAACCGACUGUUCCCGCAGGUCUCCGGCCUCCCCCCGCAGAUCCUCCUCCUCCUCCUCCUCACGCAGCAGACAUGAAAUGGAUGUUCAAAGAGGAUCACUCCCUCGAGCACCGAUGUGUGGAGUCGGCCAAAAUACGCAGCAAAUAUCCAGACAGAGUACCGGUGAUCGUGGAGAAGGUGUCCGGCUCUCAGAUCGUGGACAUCGAUAAGAGGAAGUACCUGGUGCCCUCUGACAUCACAGUGGCCCAGUUCAUGUGGAUCAUCAGGAAACGCAUCCAGCUGCCUUCAGAGAAAGCCAUCUUCCUCUUCGUGGACAAGACCGUGCCCCAGUCCAGUCUGACGAUGGGCCAGCUCUACGAUAAGGAAAAGGACGAGGACGGGUUCCUGUACGUGGCGUACAGCGGAGAGAACACCUUCGGUCACAACGCCUUUCACACAACACGUGGUUAAUGCCCAACUGAACAACAGUCCCACACACACACACACA
Limanda limanda (common dab) is the source of this 515-nucleotide messenger RNA. It is a transcript of the gene gabarapl2, whose product is annotated as GABA(A) receptor-associated protein like 2. Gene Ontology annotation, molecular function: ubiquitin protein ligase binding. Gene Ontology annotation, cellular component: autophagosome; autophagosome membrane; cytosol. Gene Ontology annotation, biological process: cellular response to nitrogen starvation; autophagosome assembly; macroautophagy. Lineage: Eukaryota; Metazoa; Chordata; Actinopteri; Pleuronectiformes; Pleuronectidae. The transcript is spliced from 4 exons. Bases 101 to 478 code for a protein of 125 amino acids. The record is from RefSeq and is a predicted model, not a curated record.